Messenger RNA from Emys orbicularis (European pond turtle), 1704 nucleotides. RefSeq names its product cell division cycle 7 (gene CDC7). Lineage: Eukaryota; Metazoa; Chordata; Testudines; Emydidae. The transcript has 11 exons. The record is from RefSeq and is a predicted model, not a curated record. Gene Ontology annotation, molecular function: ATP binding; protein serine/threonine kinase activity. The coding region runs from base 1 to 1704 and encodes 567 amino acids. Gene Ontology annotation, biological process: protein phosphorylation; mitotic DNA damage checkpoint signaling. Gene Ontology annotation, cellular component: nucleus.
AUGGAAGCAUCCUUGAACGCUUAUCGAGAUGAACAACCUCCUUUGCAGGCUGAAAAUUUCUGUAGAAAACAUGAAAAGAACAGCAAGUUGUCAGGAGUAAAAAUAGAUAUUGAAAAACUUUAUGAAGCAGUGCCACAGCUUGUAAAUGUGUUCAAAAUUAAGGAAAAAAUUGGAGAAGGUACUUUUAGUUCAGUUUAUUUGGCCACAGCCCAGCUACAAGCAGGAUGUGAGGAAAAAAUGGCUUUGAAACACCUAAUUCCAACUAGUCAUCCUCUACGAAUUGCUGCUGAACUUCAGUGCCUUACAAUAGCAGGGGGGCAGGAUAACGUUAUGGGAGUUAAAUAUUGCUUUAGAAAAAAUGAUCAUGUAGUUAUCGUUAUGCCAUAUCUGGAACAUGAAUCCUUUUUGGAUGUUUUGAACUCUCUCUCUUUUGAAGAAGUACGAGAAUACAUGUUUAAUCUGUUUAAAGCAUUGAGGCGCAUUCAUCACUUUGGUAUUGUUCACCGUGAUGUCAAGCCCAGUAACUUCCUGUACAACAGGCGGCUGAAAGAGUAUGCCCUAGUAGAUUUUGGUUUGGCACAAGGAACCCCUGAUACGAAAAUAGAACUACUCAGAGUUGUCCAGUCUGAAAGCCAACAGGAAAGUUGCUCACAAAAUAAGCCUCACCUAACCUUGGGAAACAGGGUUUCUGUCAAUGUUACAGCAUCUAGACAGAUAGCUCAACAGUCAGCCUCAAAAACAUCUGAUAAAUGGUGCUGCUCACUUUCACAAAUGCAGAUUAAACAAGGAAAAGAAGGAAAGGAGGGGUCUGCGCACCAUUCUGUCCAGCGCUCUGUCUUUGGAGAGAGAAAUUUUAAUAUUCAUAGCUCCACAUACCAGGAGAGCCCCACAAUAAAAGUCAUAAAGCAAUCAAAGGUGAUGGAUGUUGCAUCUAGAAAAUUAGCAACAAAGAAGAAGAUUAUUUCUACAAAAGCAGUGAACAAUGGUGUAGCCAGGAAAGCUGCCAACAGUUGCCCAGCUAUCUUGACCUGUGACUGUUAUGCAACAGAUAGAGUUUGCAGUGUUUGCCUUUCAAGACGUCAGCAAGUUGCUCCUAGGGCGGGUACACCAGGAUUCAGAGCACCAGAGGUGUUAACUAAGUGCCCUACUCAGACUACAGCAAUUGAUAUGUGGUCUGCAGGAAUCAUAUUCCUUUCUUUGCUCAGUGGACGGUAUCCAUUUUACAAAGCAAGUGAUGAUUUAACUGCUUUGGCACAAAUCAUGACUAUUCGUGGAUCCAGAGAAACUAUUCAGGCUGCUAAAACGUUUGGCAAAUCAAUACUGUGUACUAAAGAAGUCCCAGCACAGGAUUUAAGAACACUCUGUGAAAGACUGAGAGGAACAAAUAGCAGCUGUGCUAAAUCAACAAGCGAUGUGCACACCAACUCUUUAUAUGAACCUGCUUUGGCAAUUGACACAGACAAAAAGGUAGAGUUUGCUCCCCAACCACCUGGGGAAAAAAUCCAGCAUCUGAAGAACUGUCAUGAAGGUAACAAUGGCUUGGAAAUUAAGAUAACAGAAAAGGCAACUGAUUUGAAAGGAUGGGACAGAGUUCCUGAUGAGGCUUAUGAUCUACUUGAUAAGCUACUGGAUCUAAACCCAGCUACAAGAAUAACUGCAAAAGAGGCUUUGCUGCAUCAUUUUUUUAAAGAUAUCAGACAGUGA